GAGCAGGCUGCCACCCUCGGCGCCCAGCGGUCCAAGGAGGCCGCGGUCGAGGCCGAGCCCACUAAUACCGCGGCCCCGGGCGCGCGGCUGGCCACGGAUUCGAUGGUAGAGUACGCUGGCUGGGGGACACUGAGUGCUUACAACGACAUCUUUGUCUACCCUUGCAGCGUGGACGAUUUUGUGCUGACACUCGCAACCGGCCAGGGUUACUAUCACAGGGUCGACGGAUUACGACCCUGGUGUUCCUGGCGGACUGUGCAGAAGUAUUGA
This is a messenger RNA of Prorocentrum cordatum, 270 nucleotides long. The record is from the annotation of a GenBank genome assembly. NCBI's taxonomy places the organism in Eukaryota, Dinophyceae, Prorocentrales, Prorocentraceae.